AUGCAAAGUUCAAAUCGAACCUUCGAUAGUGGGGAUCCCAAAUUACAGUGGAUUACGAGACUCGUAGAAGAGUGCUAUUUUGGAAAUGUUAAUCAUAGUACGAUAUAUGCUUCGACAUCGGAUAUUGAUCAAGAUGAGGGUUCGUGGUGUCCGGCGAUGUUCGACGGAUUUGCCUGCUGGGACCCGACACCGGCGUCGGCAAUCGCUAAACAACGCUGUCCAGAAUUUGUUAUCGGAUUCGACCCCAGACGCUACGUUUUUAAGAGAUGCACUGAGAACGGGACAUGGUACAUGCGUCCGGAAGAUAAGAAACCGUGGACGAAUUACAAUACUUGUGUCGACCUGGAAGACUUAGAUUUCCGGAGCAUCGUCAACGACGUGUACGUCGCAGGAUACUCGCUGUCCGUCGCUGCACUCAUACUCUCACUGAUGAUAUUUUUCUAUUUCCGGUCACUCCGAUGCACCAGAAUUCGAAUCCACAUGCACUUAUUCACAUCCUUCGCUCUCAACAACAUCUUGUGGAUCGUGUGGUACAAGACUGUGGUCAAUGAAGUCGACGUGGUCCGGAACAAUAAGGAAUGGUGUCAAGUACUUCACCUGGUCACAAAUUACUUUAUGGUGACGAGCUACUUAUGGAUGUUUUGUGAAGGUCUACACUUGCACAUCGCUCUAGUCGUGGUAUUCAUAAAGGACGAGGUGGCAAUGCGAGGGUUUGUGGCGCUCGGCUGGGGGCUCUCGCUGGUGAUCGUGGCGGCGUAUGCGACGGCGCGGUACCUCACACCCGGCGCUACAGAUCGGUGCUGGAUGGACCAAAGCGAUACUUUCUGGAUUAUUGUGGUUCCGGUUUUGGCGUCACUAAUAUCUUCCUUCGUAUUCCUCGUGAACGUGGUCCGAGUGCUGCUUACCAAGUUGGCCCCGACGCCCAACCAGCAAGCCCGUCUGGCUGCGAGGAAAGCGGCCAGAGCCGCUCUUAUACUCAUCCCCCUGUUCGGGUUACAUUUCGUCCUGAUCCCGCUCCACCCGCCGCCCGGCGCGCCCGGGGAGAAGGUUUAUCAGGUCUUCUCUGCGUUGCUCACUAGCCUACAGGGCCUAUGCAUCUCGUUCCUGUUCUGCUUCACGAACCACGACGUGAUGGUGGCAAUCCGCACGCACGUGUCCCGAGUCGUGCGCGCCAACGACGCCAUUGCGCUCACAGGUUUGACGGCGGGAGAAAGCUUGGCCAAUACGAGAGAAAACGUUGUGUAA
This is a messenger RNA of Leguminivora glycinivorella, 1245 nucleotides long. RefSeq names its product calcitonin gene-related peptide type 1 receptor (gene NGR-B4). Gene Ontology annotation, biological process: cell surface receptor signaling pathway; adenylate cyclase-modulating G protein-coupled receptor signaling pathway. The transcript has 12 exons. The coding region runs from base 1 to 1245 and encodes 414 amino acids. Gene Ontology annotation, molecular function: G protein-coupled peptide receptor activity. Gene Ontology annotation, cellular component: plasma membrane. The record is from RefSeq and is a predicted model, not a curated record. NCBI's taxonomy places the organism in Eukaryota, Metazoa, Arthropoda, Insecta, Lepidoptera, Tortricidae.